CUGACGCAAGGCAAAGGCAUGGAUACAGAGCGAACCAGCCAGCAAACACCCAUUGCUCUAUAGCUAGGGCUUGUUCACCGUGAGCUUGGGAAGGUCAGAGGCAAAAACACCAAAUGUUUGGAGAGGUAGCUCCUGGCUGGUUUUGAAGAAGGGAGGUAUGGUGCUUGGGAGGAAAGUGGCAGGAUGCUGGUGGGAAAACUCCAGGAUCUACGGGAAAGAUGGUGUGCUUCAAAUGAUCUCCAUGGACGAGACACCUCUGCAGAUCUUUUGACCUCUGAUGGCUGCAUGUGAGCAAGUGGACAAGGAUGGCUGUGACCAAAACCAGUAAGAAGAUUCCUGCUGCUGCCCCUUCGACGGAGUGCCCUGUCUGUUAUGAGCCAUUUCAGUCUCCGAAAGUGUCGCGCCGGGUGCUGAGCUGUGGGCAUGCUUUUUGCCACGACUGUCUGGUCAAGUGCCUUUUGGUGUCGCGGGAUGAGGGCCGGCUACAGAACUGCCUCACCUGCCCCAUCUGUCGCUUUGUGACCUUCCUCUGCAGGAAGAGAGCCUCCUUGAACCCUCCACCUUUGGAGCUGCCGCUCUCACCUUCUUUGCUGUCCUCGGGGCUGGCAAACACUUUAGUGGUGCCUGGCCAUUUCCUGAUGUCCUUGCGUGGCUACGACAGCCACCAGAAUGUGUGUGGCUGCCCUAGCAUGAACUCGAUGGUGGACCCUGGUGGCUUGGAGCGUCAGUCUCACGUCUUCAUUAUCACUCAGUGUGGGAUGCCGCUGAUCGAAGAGAACAUUGGUGUCACUGCUCCAAACCGCGAUGUGGAAGCUGCGGGGUCAGUGGCGUCUCACAGGUCCCUAAUAAUGGGCUGCUUCCAAUCACCCAUAGUCUUGGCAAUCAUCUUGGUCUCCACUGUUGCUCUGUCGGGGGCUGUUCUCCCCUGGCUACUAUUUCUGAAAUAGAAUGAAUGGACACGAUGAAUGGACUUCCCUAGAGGCCUACUCUGCACCCCUCCCCUGCAUCUCCUUUUGGGAACUACAUUAUGAAAAAAGUUAUCCCUUUGGCACACCUGCAAAGAAUUGCAAGAUUCAGGUCGAUGGGAGAUCCACGAAGGAAACAGAACUACAGGAAAUGGUAUUUGUACAACCCCCCCUGUCAUGCAUGAUGGUAUUGCCAAAGUAUGGUUCAGAGGAACAAGGAAGGUCACCUAGACUAGAGACGGGGUCUAAAUAUCCUGCUGAGGAUAAUUAGUGUGUUUAUUUAAUUGUUACAUGCAUAUCCUGCCCUUCAAGGAGCACCUCCAAGGAGCUCAGAGUUGUAUUAAAGUUUCCCUGUGAGGUCAGGGUAGAUGGAGAGGUGACAACAUUUCUCAAGACCAACCAAUGAGCUUCACGGCAGAGCAGGGAUCUGAGCUCACACCCAAACUCAACAUUGUAGCUGCCUCUGGUGCCAGUAUUGCAUCCAAGGGGAUAUAAGCUGUGGUGUGCUUGUUUGGAAAGGCUCACUGAAGCGAUCCAAUGGCAUUCCACCUCUUACUUCAACACUCAUGGUAAUUUAAUGCGGCAUAGCCUUUGUGAUAAGCCAAGGGCGUCUUGGGUGGUUCCAGCAUCAUGGGAAUCCUUGUUCCACCCAGGCAAAUCCAAGCUGUUCUGUCAACAUUGCUGCACGUUGCUACCGGUAACACAGACGGAUUCUCAUCCUGCACACCAUAUGCUCCUAUUGCAUUUAAUUCCGGGCACACUACAGGUGAGACAGACCCUCCCAGCUGAGAUGGAGUAGAAUUCAUUUAGGUCUCCUGCUCCAGUCAUGAGCAAUAGCUGCUCUUCAUCUGUUAUUGCUCUAUUAUUGCUGACCCCCCCCCCCAAUCAUCUAGCAUCAGUCUUCAUGUUGUGAAGAUUUCAAUCACUUGAUGGAAUGUGUUGAUUUUGGUUUCAUUUUAUUUUUGUACCUUCUGUCCGGUUUUCUACUUUUGAUAUUGUUGUCACACUGAGAUUAAUAAAAAGAUUUCAUUCCUACUCCUUAGCAAAUGGACUUCCUUAGAUUUCAAGGGUAGUUUUGUCAGAUGGUCUUAUUACCUCCCAGGCCUCCUCCUCCUCCUUCAAAAUCUGCCCUUGCUUUUGCCUAGGCCUGGGCAGUUGUGCAUCUAGCUGAUGAGCACACAGGUCACAAGCACCCUCUUCCAGCAAUUAGGAUAACAAGCAAUUUAUCAUCUGAAUUGCUCAGCCUUAGGUAGGGCUGUGGAUUUUCAGUGGUGGGUGGGACUAAGCAGAAAGAGUCCAAGGGUGAGUUCUCACAACGUCACCACUAUAUCAAGUGAUGACUAGCAGGUACACAACAGCUAUUGCAGGUCAAAACACCACAGGGGUGUGUGCAGUGGGGAUUGUGUAAUGGGAAGCGAAGUCAUGCCACUCAUGCAUUUAUUUAGUUGAACACGACCCAGAGCUUCAAUGACACAUGGCACCACUCAAUACUUUUCAGUGGUGUCCUGUUCACACAUUCGGCAGACUGUGACGGAAGAGUGGCUUAUGUAUGUUCAGACGUGGAUCCACUGUGAGAAUCAUGGUUUCUAGGCAGGUAUCCUGGAAGGUGCUUUCAAGGGCUCUAACAUUGCCCAGGUUUACAUUUCCCUUUUCUUUGCUAUAAGGAGUGGCUUGAUUUAUGUGCUUUUAAAAAAAGUGUUGUGACCUACUUCUCGCUGGUGUGACAUGGGGAAUGUAUCAUUGUUAUUUCCCAUGGGCGGGUAUUGUUUUUUGUUUUUUCCUUUUAAAGAAAACUAAUUAGCAGCUCUAUGUAGCUGCUUCAGAUAUGAAGUAGUGGCAUUCUGGGUGUUGCCUCUCAAACCCUUUUACCAAUGAAUCUCUCUCUCUUACACUCACAGGCAUAUACUGUAUACACACACGGGCUGCCAUUAGUUCCACAUGGAGAGAAAAAAGCCAGUACAGAUGUUCUCUAAGGAGAAAGAGAUAAGUGGAGAGAAACAACAGACAAAAAGUUGUGUGCAGUUACUAAGCCCUUCUGGCUUUUCCUGAAAUUCCCAAGGGGCAGAAUUAGGCUGCUGUCAAACGGUGAGCAUAAUUUGUAGUCCAACCAAGUGGGCUUGUCUGAGACUUCCUGGUAGCUUAAAAAAAAGAGAGUAAAUAUUCAUACUAAAUUCACCUACAACUCAAGAAUUGGAUCAAAGAGUGACUCAUGGCUACAUCCGUGUCACGGUGUGGAACACUAAUUUGGAGUGUGUAAUCCUGUCUCCCAAAGUGUGCCAACACUAAUUUGGAGCGUGGCAUCCUCUCUCCCAAAGUGUGCCAACCAAUGUUUUGUUUUGAGCAACAACCUCAGCAGCACAAGGGACAAACCAAAGUGAAGUAGGGCAAAGCUAAAUGGGGCAAGGCAAGAAGGCCACCAUGGACACCUCCAUUUGGGAUUCAAGCUGGAGACUCCAUAAGAGCAGAGCUCCAGUGAUAUUCUAGGGCAGGCAUAGGCAAACUCAGCCCUCCAGCAUAGCUGCCAAGUUUUCUCUUUUCUCGCGAGGAAGCCUAUUCAGCAUAAGGGAAAAUCCCUUUAAAAAAGGGAUAACUUGGCAGCUAUGCCCUCCAGAUGUUCUGGGACUACAACUCCCAUCAUCCCUGACCACUGGUCCUGUUAGUUGGGAUGAUGGGAGGUGUAGUCCCGAUACAUCUGGAGGGCCGAGUUUGCCUAUGCCUGUUCUAGGGGCACUCAUCCUGAGCCUUAAACAGGAGCUGCAGCUCUAUCUGUUUAGCUAGUACCACAUUCUGUGAGCAAAGCCUCUUCAUUAAAGGGGCCUGCUUUAGUAGUCAUUGACCCUGAUGGAAAGUGGGAGCCAUGAAGGUGUCUGAGCUGGAGUCCUCAGUGUCAGAGGAGGGCCCCCUGGUGUCCUCAACCCGGAAAGGUACUGACAUAAGAGACUUCUCUUCUGCAAGUACUGUGGACUUCUGGAGGCUGUCCUUAGGGGAAAUUUCCUCUCCCACUUCAAAUCCACAGCCUCCCGCUCAAAUAGGAGGAGCCCCAACCCUGGUUCAUCACAUUAGAUGCCCCUGGGAAGCCCACAAGUGCAACAGCCCUUUCCCACUCAGGUUCCACAGCACCUAUGUGAUAUGUGAAGUAUUUCCUUUUGGCUUCUAAGUUUCAGCUUCACUGGAUGGCCCCAAGUUCAAGUAUUAUGAGAGGGAUUUUAAACAACAACAAAAACAUUAUCUACUUUCUCCACACCAUGCACUGUCAAACUUCUGUAAAAUUGCACAUAGUAUGGAGGAAGUGGAUAGAGAAAGUAGGUACGUGUGAGAGAAGGACUAUGAACCUGUCCUGGCUCUGCCUGUAUCCAGUCUGAUGAAUGGAACUAUUUCUGGUAAUGAAACUAGUGAGGAAGACUAGAGCCAACUAGGUAGCAGAGGCCUUUUCCCACCUGGCCUGGGAGGGCAGGAGUUGGAUUGACUCCAACUACAAAAACCGAGGCUGCUGAACCGACUUGUGGCAUGUGGUAUUGUUUAGGUGAGGUUGUUUCCUGUAAUUGAUAUUAAUUUCUUGUAUCUUUAUUUUAGAUAUUCUUAUGAUUUAUGUUGAAAUGGUUCAAUGUGUACUUUUUGAUGUUUUUAUUUAUUGUUCAUAACUACUUUUGUUAAGUUUGUAAUUAUGUAUUUUUUUACAUGGUUGUAAGCCACCUUGAGAAUGGUUUUAAGGCGGCAUACAAAUAAAAUGACUAAUUGAUUGGUCAACACUAAACAUACUAUUGCUAGAAAUGGGGGUGGCUUCUGGGGGUUCCCAAAACAGCAUUGGCAGUGCAACUCCCCAGUCUUGAGUGCCUGCUCUUUGUCACUUGCUUUGGAUAUCAGCACAUUCAAGCCAGCUUUUCCAAUGUUGCAAAAGAGCAGACCAUCUCAGAAUGUGCAAAGCUGGCCAUAGGAAAGACUUCUAGAUGUUAACCAGUCUUAGAAAGCACCAGCUGCUAGGCUUAGAUGAGCCAGUGGGACAGCAGGGGUGUCUAUACCUCACCUCCCUGCAAAGUCAAGCUUGGCAGGAGAAACUUCCUUUUUCCUAUUGCACUGAGGCUGGAGGAUGCACCAAACUCCCACACAACUGCAGUUCUAGAACAUCAGAAAGUGUCCUAAACUGAGCUAGAUCAUUGGUUCAUCUAGUUGAGUACUGUUGACAUUGACAGGUGCUCUGGCCCUGAGCUCUGGCCCUCCCUCCAGGUUUUCAAUGUGUUGUUUCUAGAAGACCAACAAUGGGAGUACCUAUCAUGUUCCAGUGGUCCUCCAAGAUUGAAUGUGACUUGAUACAAAAAGCACAAGCAAAACUGUCUGAUUUCAUGGCUUUUAAAUUACAAUUCAUUAGCUUCUUCUUCUUCUUCUUCUUCUUCUUCUUCUUCUUCUUCUUCUUCUUCUUCUUCUUCUUCUUCUUCUUCUUCUUCUUCUUGGACACACAUCCCCCCCUUUUCAAUAAAGGCAGAGGUCAAAUUCAUUUCCAGUCUGUCCUCAAGUCUUUCCUGCAGGGAAGUUCACGGUGUCACGCACUGACAAUGUUUCGCUUAGAUUCAGCCUUGUUUGUUUGAGCAGGUGCCUCUCAAGCAAAUCGUACAGCCCCAUUGCCUCCAUUCGGUCCAGACGCUUUUGUGUUCUGUGGGUAGGGUAGAGAGGAAAUGGAAGCAGAUGAAAGAAGCCUUUUAGGGGUGGGGGACACAGUUCAGUAGAGCUGGAUGAACUCUAUAGUUCUGGCAUUGCAGUGUGGGAGGUAUGCAGCAGAAAAGAAAAUUUAAACAAAAGAUUAAAGCAAAUGUUUGACAGGACAGGGAAGGGAGACAGCCUUCCUCCUUUUUUAAAGUUUUGGAUGAGCUCUUUAUCCUGGUAUGCAGAUACUAUGAACAUGUGUGUUCAUAUGUGUGUACAGCACAUUUUGAAACAUGUUCUUUCUCUCAGAGGAUUCUGGGUACUGUAGUUUAUCCCUCACAGAGGUACAAUUUCCAGCAACCCUUAACGAACUACAGUGCCCAGAAAUCUUUGAUGGGGACAUGUGCUUUAAAGGUAUAGUGCAUUCACAGUCCUUACUUAAAUGUCUUUAAAAAGUUGACAGAAAAGUGAGUGCCUAGGUUGUUGCAGUUGUGUCUCUUAACACUUACCGGUGCUGGCCAACAGAUGUUUCUGAUGCUCAUGUAUUUCCCCUGCCAAUGGGAAACGCUUGCUGGGGAAGAAAUUCAGUUCCCCAGUAACAAAACAGCGAGCUGGGAAAUGCAAAAUGUCAAAGAAGUGCAAAAGUUCUGAAUCACAUGCAACAGACAAGGUUCAACUGUGCAUUUAUAAUGCAAUAAGUUGAUCACCCAUGAAGUCAGAAGGCGGCGGCAGUACAUGCAGAAGGGCAGAACAGUGAGAGACUGGUUUUGCUUUCAUGCCCUGCCUGUCAGAGUCCUAGAAGCACCUGACUGGACUUCUGAGGCCUUUCGGGUGAUCUAGCAGGACCCUUCUUGGGAAUUUAUGAGAAGAGGAACAGUAAACAGCUAGCCAAUCUGGGAGCUUCAGCCCUUUUCAUUCACCCACCCACCUACCCAGCGCCCACUUAGAGACAUCUUGCUUGCUUUGCAAGUGUUUCGGUGUGAAACAGUUGGGAAGGGAGUGGUUCAGGACUUCGGUUAUCACAGCUCCAACCCAAGGGGAAGGUUGAAAAGUACACCGUUAUCUCAGAAACAAGAUACACCAAGGUGCAGGAUGGCAACCUUCCUUUGCUCGGCAAAUCAUAUGACUUGAUUGCAACAUGGCAGGGAGCCAAUGCUAAAUCAACUCCUAGGAUUGCACGGCAUGGAUAUAACACCCUAUCAGCCAUCUUCCAGCUGCUGUUAUCUGUCUUGUCUCCAGACUACGUGCAGGCCAAAGUCUUGGAUCUGAUAUUCAGAUUCUGCAAUGCUGGAGUAGCUUUGAGCAUGUCCUUUCCAGUCUAAAAUAUUCCUCCCUCUGAUGGAUGCAUUCUAUUUGCUGCAUUCAUUCUCUGCUUAAUCCGCCCAGCCUAACUCAGUCAGCUGUUUUUGCAAUACGUGGCUGCAAAUACUCCUGGAAGCCACAAGGAGGUGCCAGUGUAUUGUCAUGACGGCUCCACUGAUCCUCCUAAAAGCUUUUAAAAAAAAGAAUAGGUACCGGUACUAAGCUGCAAAUAUUGACCCACAGGCUGAUAAAUGUAGAUCACACAGAUCUCACUUAUUUUGGAAAACCAUUUUCUUUUGGAGGAUAAUAGUUUUCUCUCCCACAUAUACAAGCAUACAGUACUUAGAUGCUACUGACCCUGAGCUGCCUGAGUCUUAAUGGCAGCUGCUACAGAUGUGAGUGAGUCUCUCAGUUAGGUCAGUUAUCAGUCAGGUGGCGCUGUGGGUUAAACCACUGAGCCUAGGGCUUGCUGAUCAGAAGGUCAGCGGUUUGAAUCCUGUGACGGGGUGAGCUCCCGUUGCUCGGUCCCAGCUCCUGCCAACCUAGCAGUUUGAAAGCACGUCAAAGUGCAAGUAGAUAAAUAGGAACCGCUAUAGCGGGAAAGUAAACGGUGUUUCCAUGUGCUGCUCUGGUUUCCCAGAAGCGGCUUUGUCAUGCUGGCCAUAUGACCUGGAAGCAAUACGCCGGCUCCCUCGGCCAAUAAUGCGAGAUGAGCAUGCAACCCCAGAGUCGGUCACGACUGGACCUAAUGGUCAGGGGUCCCUUUACCUUUACCUCUUACAGAUGUGAGUGAGUCUCUCAGUUAGCUGCUGUAGGUGCUAAUAAGACUAAGAGAUGCAAGGCUGCAAAAGCAAAGGUUCCAUUGGGCAAGCCAGUGGCAACACAAUCUGAGAUGGCAUUGCAAGCUAAGUCUCUUUUUUUAUACUUAAAGUUAAAGGUAAAGGGACCUGUUAAGUAAAUGUGCAGUGUUGGUUUAAUAAUGGAGGGAACUUUGAGAAAACACCCCAUUCAGGCUGCACACUGGACUAAUGCUCAUGUGCGUGUUUGUGCAUAUGACUGGUACAGGGCCGGAUUUAGGUUUGAUGAGGCUGUAAGCUACUGGACGUAAUGGCGACCUUUAUAUGUUCAGCUGUCCUUUGUCAACAACAAAUUGUCACUGUUUUUUUUGUGUGUGUGUGUGUUGAAUAUAUGUUAUAUGGUAAUUUAUGGACCAGUCCAUGCAGAAUGUAGGCACACUAUAUACAGAAGUGAGCAAACCAGUGAUAUUUUAGGGAGCAGGCUAGCAGGUGGGGCCCAUUACUUACAUUAUAGGAGCCUACACAACACAAAACACUGUUGCUUUAUUUGUUGUUGUUUUUUAUCUUAUAUUUUGGAAAUGUGCAUCCAGGUUUUUUUUCUUUAAUUUUUUUGGAGGCCCCAAGAGAGUGGGGCCCUAAACUUGUUUAGCUUAUACGUAAAUAUAGCACUGGACUGGUAGCAUCAAAGCUCAAGCCCCAAUAGCUGAUCAUUAAUCCCAGGAAAUGACUUGGGCCUAUUCACAGUAUUUAACUCAAUUGAUGAAAUGUUUGCUUAUGCACCAAGGAAAGGAAGGUCAUUAACAUUCUGGUAAUUGCCUCUCCUAGUCAGGCUGAUUGGGUUAUCUGCCAUCUGCCAUAAUGGGCUGUGGAACUGAUGUUCUUUGCUGGCAUACUGUACUCCCUCCAACCAGAACACUGCUGCCCACUCAGACAUGGCAUGCAUUUGUCAAAAGUGGCUUAAAGAUGGGCAGUAGUCAGAAAAUGAACAGAAUCCUAGUGCCCACCUCAAUACAAAAAGGAGAAGGUAGCAGAUCCACACAGCAUCAUUCAGAGACAGAAAGCAGCACCGCUGAAUGCUGACUUAGGGAACCUUAUUCAACUUCUCGUAGAUUGUAUCUACCUGGAAAAACUAGGGAUCGAACCUGAUACUUUCUACAUGCAGAGCAGCUGCUCUACGCACUGAGCUACAGCCCUUCUUGCCAACCUGCUAUAUUAUAUGCUAUAGUGUUUUCCUGUUAGGUAUUCAGUAUAAGACAAUAAGCUAUUUUUAAUAUGUGUGUAUUCAAACACCAGGGACCCAGGUGGCGCUGUGGUUAAACCACAGAGUCUAGGGCUUGCUGAUCAGAAGGUCGGCGGUUCGAAUCCCUGCAACAGGGUGAGCUCCCGUUGCUCAGUCCCAGCUCCUGCCCACCUAGCAGUUCGAAAGGACAUCAAAGUGCAAGUAGAUAAAUAGGUACCGCUCUGGCGGGAAGGUAAACGGCGUUUCCGUGCGCUGCUCUGGUUUGCCAGAAGCAGCUUUGUCAUGCUGGCCACAUGACCCGGAAGCUGUCUGCGGACAAACGUCGGCUCCCUCGGCCUAUAGAGCGAGAUGAGCGCCGCAACCCCAGAGUCGGACACGACUGGACCUGAUGGUCAGGGGCCCCUUUACCUUAUUCAAACACAUCCACAUGUGCAAAUGAGCAGCAGGCUUGGAUUUGUGCAGGUCAGCAAGAAAUAUAGAACUACACCCAUGUACAGUACGUCAAUCAGUUGGCCAUUCCUUAAUAGAGAAUGUGUGGGAACAUCUCAAAGCACACUUACUUCCAAAAGGUCCCUGCCCCCUAAUUGUUCACAGGGAGUCCAAGGGAAAAGGGCUCAUCAGUCAUCAUAAUGAUCCACCUAUCGCGAUUCCCACCUAAAGAUGAGUUAGUCUAGGUAGUUUAGGUGGAACUACCAAAACUGUGUAGAACCUUAAUUCAUGUAUGCGACUACAGCGGCAAGAAUGUUAUUUGCCAAAAAAUGGAAAGAAGAAGAAGUCCCAGCAAAGGAAGAAUGGAUACAAAAACUUAUGGGAUACUCAGAAAUGGCGAAACUUACCGGAAGAAUAAGAAAUCAAGAUAACAGACUUUUUUAUAUAAAAGAAUGGAAAUGGUUUAUUGAAUAUUUACAGAUAUCUGUAAACAGAUAAAAACAUUGGCAGGAUUAUUGUAAUAACCUGCAGUUUCACAAAAGUAUAUAUUUAAAGAAGAUGAAUAAAUGAGCAAAUUAAUUAAGGUAUACAGAAGAUAUUAAAAAUAAAUUUAAGGAACCGCAGAUAGAUGGGGAAGGAAGUCAAGUUUUGAAAUGUCAAAAUGAUUGUAAAAUCAGUGAAAUGUAUAAAUCUGAAAAGUAUAAAUAAUUUUU
Zootoca vivipara (common lizard) is the source of this 10084-nucleotide messenger RNA. It is a transcript of the gene RNF222, whose product is annotated as ring finger protein 222. NCBI's taxonomy places the organism in Eukaryota, Metazoa, Chordata, Lepidosauria, Squamata, Lacertidae. The record is from RefSeq and is a predicted model, not a curated record.